AUCCCCGAAGAGAUAGAGACAGAGACGGAUGGAGGAGUUCAUCAGUCUCGGCGGCGACGAACCUGAGCCUCGCGCCUCGGAAGAUCUCGACCAACCCCAAGUCCAAGCCCAAGUCGAUUUGAAUCUGAAUCUGAAUCACGCACCACCACCAAAGACGGAGACGGAGCCUCUGCCAUCCCACCACCAGCCACAAGACAGCGGCGUCGUCGUCCUCGAGGAAGGCCAGAUCGCCUGCCAAGAAUCUUCUUCUGCUGCUGCUGUCCAAGAUGCGCAGGCCAAGGCCCAAGAAGAAGCCCUGCUGCGAGCAAAUGGAGUGGGGCCUCCUCCCCCAUCCCGCCAACAACCGCAGGCCACAAAGGCCGCCGCUUGUGAUGACAUCAUCGAUCUCGAAGAAGGCCAGGUUGAGGACAUGGACCUCUCCGACGACAAUGCCGUAGUCGUCGUCGUUACAAAGCAGCAUGGUGCUGUUUCAGCUGAAACACCCAAGGGCAACAAUGUUGGGCCUUCCCUUUCGACACCGAACAGCGCCUUUAUCGACCAAAGCCCCACAAGAGGAGUUAAAAGAGCCCGUGCCGAAUCAACCGAGCCCUCUGUCCGUGUAGUCUACAACAACUUGACAAGGGAAAGCAAAAGGAAGCUCAUGGAACUGAUGCAACAAUGGUCCGAGUGGCAAGCUAGAAAGCAGCACGCCUCGACGGAAACUGUGGAACAAGUCUUGGACUGUGGUGAAGAGACUUAUUAUCCAGCAUUACAUGUUGGUUCAGAGAGAUCCUGUGCUGUGUCAUUCUGGGUGGAUAGCCAAGCACGAGGAAAUGCUGCUGUGGAUGAUGGUGCGGUGCCACUGUAUGAUCGAGAAUUUACAUUGGGUUCAACUCCUAUGGGUGAUUCAUCAAACGCUGAAGGCAAGAAAGAUAAGGAUGAUUCUCGCUGUUUCAACUGUGGUUCGUAUAGCCAUGCUCUGAAGGAUUGCCCAAAGCCUCGUGACCAUGUUGCAAUUAGCAAUGCCCGCAAGCAGCACAACUUGAAAAGGAACCUAUCUAAUGUUGGUAAUCGUGGACAAAAUCGGUACUACCAGAAGACGCCAGGCAAAUUUGAUGAUCUCAAGGCAGGAGUCCUGGGAUCUGAGACUAGAGAAUGCUUGGGACUCAGGGAAAAUGACCCGCCGCCGUGGCUGCACAGGAUGCGUGAAUUGGGUUAUCCUCCAGGUUACCUAGAUGAGGUGGAAGAUGAAGACAAACCAUCUGGCAUCACCAUAUUUGGGGACGGGGAGGUGAAGGAAGAGCAGCAGCAGCACGAGGAGGGAGAGCUUCCGGAGAAGGGCGAAGCAUCCCCACCUCGCAAGAGGAUGACGGUGGAGUUCCCUGGAAUAAACGCGCCCGUCCCAGAGAACGGCGACCCUUGGCUCUGGGGCAGCGCUCCUCCGCCCCCUCUUCAGUCCUCCUCGGGCCGUCACAACCAGCACUCGUCAUCAGAUUCGAGGGAUAGAGCUCCUCCUGCUCCUCCAGGCGUUGAGCAUUACUCGUCAUCGAGGUAUCACUCAUACGACUACGGACCGGCGAUCCCUGGUGCCGGAAGAAGAAGCUCAUCUGGUUAUGACGAUGGUGCCUGGACCCCGAGCCCUUCGUUUUCGAGCAGGCAGCACUUAGGGUCGGGGGGAUCGAGGGAGAGGGAGAGGGAGAGGGAGAGGGAAAGGGAAAGGGACAGAGAGAGGGACAGGCACUACUACAGCAACAGGAGGUGAAUGGAACAUGUUUGUGUAGCUGAGAGACCUCAAUUUUGUUUAGUACCAAAUUUACCAGCAGUUGAAGAAGCCUUUACCUAUCUAUCAUGUCAUUGUUGGUAUACUAGACAUUGCAUUACAUGGCUGUGGUUUAUAACAAAAAAAAAAAAAAAAAAACAGCCUCUCAGAAUGAAUAUUCGUUAGCACUUGCAA
Aegilops tauschii subsp. strangulata is the source of this 1933-nucleotide messenger RNA. RefSeq lists its product as uncharacterized. Gene Ontology annotation, cellular component: catalytic step 2 spliceosome. Gene Ontology annotation, biological process: RNA processing. Lineage: Eukaryota; Viridiplantae; Streptophyta; Magnoliopsida; Poales; Poaceae. Gene Ontology annotation, molecular function: RNA binding; zinc ion binding. The record is from RefSeq and is a predicted model, not a curated record.